AUGAAAAAUGCUAAUUUUGGGAUAAAUGCGCCAAAUGGUUUAAUUAUUCCCGAAAAAAUAAAUAAUGAAAAGAUUAAAGGAGAUGAAAUAACACAACAAAAUACUUUUACAACUGCUACAACAGACAAUGAAUUGCAAGAUGAUAAUGUUACUGAUACCACAGAAACUGCAAUCAAUUAUUAUGAUAGUGAUUUCGAAGUGAAAAAGAUUCCGGAAAUGGAAGAAAAUGGUGAAGAAAUUGCUACAGAAACUGAUAGAAAUAACAAUGAAAAUUUAAUGGAAAAAAAAACUUUCAAAAAUAAAUUCAAUGAUCCAUUUUGGAAACAUUUCCUACAAAUUAAUGAAACAGAAAAUACAACACAAAAUUCAUUGGAUGAUUUAAAAGAAGUGGUCAAUACACUGAAUCUUUCACAAGCACAAACUGCUACUUUUGUAAAAAUUAUCGAAAAAAUUGUUGAUGAUGAGCUUAAACGACGUCAUAAUGAAGAAUUAUCAAAGUCAAAAUUCACUCAAACAUCAGUGAAACCAAAAUUGGCUGCUGCUAAAUUCCAUGAAAUCGAUAGUGAAACUGCAAAAGAUAUUGAUGAUCGUCAUGAUCAAGAAAUUAGACCACAUGAAAAACUUACGGUAAAUACACGAUUAAGUUUUAAUGAUCAACAUAUCAUUGAUGAUUAUCGUAAUGGUCAAGAUGAAAUUCCGGAAACAUUAGCUGCAGAAUCAUUAAAAUCAGAUUCUCGAAAAGAAGCUAGAAAAAAGACAGAUUAUAUGGUACGUGAACAAGCUGAGUAUGAUCGGUUAAUAAGCGGAAUUACUGAUGCAACUCCAGAAUCCGGAUCUGAUUACUUGGAGACUAAAAAUGGCCAAGCAUUCAAUCGAGGAUUGAUAAGAACAACAGUUAAAAGUACAAACACUGAAGAACCACAAACCACUAGUUCAACAGGAUUACAAUAUGAGAAAACCGGAUUACAACCUGUUGAAGAAUCGUAUAUACCGAAGAGAACAAUGACAGUCUACGGAAAAGUGACAACAAUUCCAAGGACAGUAUUUGAACGACAAGCAGAGGAUUUUCGAAGUAGAUUGCUUGGAAUGAACGGUUUCGGUGAUAUCAUUAAGGCAUUAAAACAUGGCAAAAUUGGAUUUUUUGAAAGGAAUUGA
Molecule: messenger RNA, 1155 nt
Organism: Brugia malayi
Lineage: Eukaryota; Metazoa; Nematoda; Chromadorea; Rhabditida; Onchocercidae
Exons: 10
Coding region: 1-1155 (384 amino acids)
Source: RefSeq, a predicted model, not a curated record